This is a messenger RNA of Perognathus longimembris pacificus (Pacific pocket mouse), 786 nucleotides long. Its product is annotated as kallikrein-2-like. Gene Ontology annotation, molecular function: serine-type endopeptidase activity. The transcript is spliced from 5 exons. NCBI's taxonomy places the organism in Eukaryota, Metazoa, Chordata, Mammalia, Rodentia, Heteromyidae. The record is from RefSeq and is a predicted model, not a curated record. Gene Ontology annotation, biological process: proteolysis. Bases 1 to 786 code for a protein of 261 amino acids.
AUGUGGUUCCUGGCUCUGGGUGUCGUUCUGUCCCUGGGGGAGACUGGUGCCGGGCCCUUCAUCCAGUCCCGAGUCAUAGGAGGCUGGGAGUGUAAGAGGCAUUCUCAGCCCUGGCAAGUGGCUGUGUCUCACCAUGGUUUGCCAACUUGUGGGGGGGUCUUGUUGCACCCCCAAUGGGUGCUCACAGCCGCCCACUGCAUCAAAGACACUAGCCAGGUCUGGUUGGGUCGUCACAACCUGUUUGAGGAUGAAGACUCGGCUCAGUACCUCACAGUCAGACACAGGUUUCCACACCCACUGUACGACUUGACCCUCCUGGAGGACGAAAACCAGGGCUUGGACUCCGACCAAAGCCACGACCUGAUGCUGCUCCACCUGUCAGAGCCUGCCAACCUCACCGACACUGUUCAGGUCCUGGGCCUGCCCACCGAGGAGCCCACGCUGGGGAGCACCUGCUUCACCUCAGGGUGGGGCAGAAUCCAUUCCCAACAAUCCUUGUUCCCCAGGGCCCUGCAGUGCGUAGACCUCAGCCUCAUGUCCAACAGAAUGUGUGAAGGGAUCUAUUCGGGGAAGGUGACGAAGUUCAUGCUGUGUGCUGGGCGCUUGAAAGGCGGCAAGGACACCUGUGUGGGUGACUCAGGGGGCCCGCUCAUCUGUGAUGGCAUGCUUCAAGGUAUCACAUCAUGGGGUGGCAACCCCUGUGCCUUGCCCAAACAGCCUGCCCUGUACACCAAGCUGAUGUACUACCGCAAGUGGAUCAAGGAAGUCAUGAUGGCCAAUCCCUGA